This is a messenger RNA of Lingula anatina, 818 nucleotides long. RefSeq names its product U4/U6.U5 small nuclear ribonucleoprotein 27 kDa protein. Gene Ontology annotation, biological process: RNA splicing. NCBI's taxonomy places the organism in Eukaryota, Metazoa, Brachiopoda, Lingulata, Lingulida, Lingulidae. The record is from RefSeq and is a predicted model, not a curated record. Gene Ontology annotation, cellular component: precatalytic spliceosome.
AGUGCACCUCAGUGCCACCUAUCGGAAAAUCCCGCAUUCACAAAAAUCAACAUGGGAAGAAGUCGGAGUCGGAGUCGAUCUCCAAGAAGGGAAAGAAGACGUUCAAGAUCUAGGUCCAGGGACAGAGAUAGAGAUAGAUACAGAAAAGAAAGAGAUUAUCGUAAACGUUCCAGGUCCAGAUCUCCACGAAGACGCAGGUCAAUCUCACCCAGAAGAAGAUCAAGAUCACGAGACCGUAAUAGAGAUCCACGAGACAGAGACCGCGGUGGAAGAGAUAGGAGGGAAUAUGAUAAUGCUUCUGAUGAAGAAAAAGCGUACAAAGUAGCAGAGCAGCCUGCCAUAGAGUUAGAUCCAUCUCAGCUAGAAGGAAAAUCUGAAGAAGAAAUUGAAAUGAUGAAGAUAAUGGGAUUUGGAGGUUUUGAAACCACCAAGGGGAAAAAAGUCGACGGUAACGCAGAGGGUGCUGCAAACAUUCUUCAAAAACGAAGAUACAGGCAAUACAUGAACAGAAGGGGUGGAUUCAACAGACCACUUGACUUUAUCGCCUAAAAACGCGGGUUUUAUAAGAAACGUGGAUUGACUUGAAGUGAAAUAUUUAUAAGAUUUUCAAGGAUCGCUGAUGCGGAUUGAAACUGAUAUUGAGGGAUUGCGCUAGAGGAGACAGUGCGAUAAGAUACUUGUUUUAUAUCUUGCACGUCAUUGAUGUUGGUGAGAAGUUGAUCAGUAUUCGAGAACUAGGAUAUAGAUAGCAUAAUGAUUUCACAUUUUUAUGAACUCGUCAUUUUCAUUCAUUGUACGGUAUAUUAGUAACGAAGCAG